CGUCGAGAGAUGCAUGUCUCACGAAGGCCACGACACAACCUCAGACGAGCCACCGACGACUAACUACAGGCCACACCAACAUCCCACACCCCUCUUCAACCGAGGGGUUUCUCCCUCGUGACGGGCCGCAUUUGCAAGGCAAACAUUCUCGCCCUGUCAUACCGUGUCCACCUAUUCGGACAAGGCGGAAAUCCUCUCGGUGCAUUGCUUCAAAGGCCAAACGAUUCUCGGCAGUUUAAUUCCAACCUCACUUUAGGAAGGGAUGAUCGUUGAGCAGAGCACAAUAGAGUCGAGUCAAUGGCCGUGAGCCUGGGGAACGCUCGUGGAUGGAUCGUCAACGACAAUGUUGCUCAAACUCCUGCUCCGGCUACCGCUGCUACCACUACUCAACUUGAAGCACGCGAAGGCCCCGCUCCUAACCAGUGGCAAGCGGUGAAGGAGGAGAUCCGGGUUCUGUACGAAAAGAAGCCCUUGAGAGAUGUCAAGAGGAUCUUGGAGCAACGGCAUGGAUUUCGCGCGACGGAGCGUAUGUAUAAAGCUCGUCUUGCACAGUGGGGGUUCAGCAAAAACUACUCCGACAAGGACUAUCAAAUAUGUGCAGUAUUACACCACGCUCGACAGAAGCACGGUAAACGAAGAACAGCCUUCAUGAUACAUGGCCAUAAAAGGUCGGUAAAGGACUUGCACAAGUACAUCAAGGGUCGCAAGAUGUCUGAAGAUGCCUUUCUAGCCACUGCACUCAAGAAUGUCAAUCUCGAUAGUCGUGCCGAUCACGAACAAGCUCAGUAUGCCCAUGUGCGCGCCUACACUCCGCCUCCCGGCGGAUCCAAUACUCCAAAGGCAGAAGUUGAAGGCGAUGAAUCGAUAUCUUCACCGACGCACCUUCAGUCCUAUGGUGCUGGCAAACAUUCGUCUUCCCGACGAGACCCUUUGUCGAGAUCAGGCUCUGGGUCUUUCUCUAUGCGUCGAGAUUCGCAACCUCAGAGGCAGGCAACAUCGCCGGGAUCAUCAUUACUUUUCCCAACAUCUUCGACACAGCUGACGCCGCCCAUGCGACAUCCUCAGGUCCCAUUGUUCUCACCGAGUAGGAAUGGUUCCUCAGUCACAUGGCCCUCCCCUUCCAAUCUCCAUCUUUCGACCUCACCACUAGAGGGAUCUUUUACUUCAGCUGUACCCUCUCAUCGAUCUGGCCAGCGUCCUCAACUCGGCAGCCAUGAUGAUCACAGCAACCAAGGUGGCUCGGUCCACAGCAGCCCUUGCCAAUGGCUGGGUAGAGAGGUGGAAUACAUGGCUCUGCAGGUGACCGAAGCACCGUCGCUAAAAUCUCUCUGCGGGCACGACGAUAUUCAUUCUUGGCGUCUGUUGAGUGACAGCUCGUCCGAAGCUGGAGAGUACGAACAUGUUUGUUGGAGAUGCUACGAACCUAGUCGAACACAUUUUGUCAGUUUGCCGAAUCUCGAGCUGCCUCAGCAGUCACGUAGCAUUUUGAACGAGAAUGUCACAGGCGGCGACAGCACGAUCUCCGUCCCAGCGUCUUCUCGUGAUCAUCAGCAUUCUUGGAGAUGGGUUGCUCGUUGUUUUGCGGCAUGUAUUUAUCUCAGCAGAGGUGACAAAGAUCUCUCAGAGCGGAGUCUAGCAGACGCCAAUAUCGAAUUCGAGCAAAUGUUGGUUCCAGUUCAGGAUCCCAAGGUGGUGCUCGCCUUGAAUCAGACGCUCCAGAUCCUUCAUAUGCACGACCAAGGCGAAAUUACUCGAGAGAUUAUGAGGUCGGCGAACAACGUGGCAACACGUGUACUGGGACCCGAUGAUCCGUUGACCGUUAUCACACGCUGGAUGGUAUAUGUAGCAGACUUGCAGAUGCGUGAUCGAGAAAUCACGAGUUCGACGUUGCAUGAGAUCUACGGACAUUACCUGCGGCUCCACGGCGCGGAGGAUCCGAGAUGUAUCGCUGCACUGUACUGUUACGGGUUCAUGCUUAACGUCGAACGGAAGCUAGAACAAGCGGAGCAGGUGUUAAUGAGCGCCUAUACCAUCUCGUGCGCGAACCUCGGCCCAAGACAUCUACAGAGCUUGUCCGCUCUGACAAAUAUGGCCAGGUGUCUAGAACGCCAGGGCAAAUUGGACCAAGCGAUCGCGAUGGUAGAACGAGUCAUCGAUGACUCACGAGAUACGUUGGGCGAAAGUCACCCUCGACGGCUUGAGACGAUGCGCAUCUUAGGAACCUUCCUCGAAAGGCGUGGAGAUUUAGCCCAAACAGAGUACCUCUACUGGAAAGUCCUGGAGGGCCGAAUCAAGAUGCUGGGCGUGAAUCACAUGUUCACACUGGGGAUGAAGGAAGAUCUAGUGGAGCUGCUGAAGAAAUUGGGCAAGUGGGGGGAGGAUCCGAAUGGGCAGAGUGAGGCUCAGAUACGGAUCCAUGAUUUGUUCGAAUGGAACCCGUGGGAGAUACCAGAAGAUACUGGAGGGAGCGAUGGGGAUCUGAGCGAUGGUGUGGGAAGUGACCACGAUGCAUUCUAAGAGUUCUUUAUUCUGCAUGUUCGGGGCUGGAAACCAACGGAAGAAGAAAAGUCAGUGGAGAUGAAAGGGUUUGGCAGGAUUUGCCGCAACAAGACACUAUAUGGCUGCACAACUGCAAUGGCAAGGUCGGUACUUUUCCGAGUCCGAGUUGCCCUGGGGCCUAUUGAAAUUAGGUGAAGAAAUGAACUGAAGAUGCGUUGAUCUGCAGAGAGAGGCAUGACAAGGCUGUGGUUUGUGGGGGGGUGGUUGAUCAGUGGAGUAACUUGUCUGCUCUGGCACUCGAAAUCACUUAGUAUGAGAACAGAGGUCAAGAAGGUCACCGUCACAGCAUAAGACAGGGAACGAGGGCGUGGGAGGUAUAUUGAUUGCAAGACAUUGACAUUUGACCAAUACCCAUGACAGAGAAGCAUAAUAGUAGAGAGACUAUUUAGUUGGGUACCUACCGGGGGAAGUUGUAUCAUUG
Molecule: messenger RNA, 2980 nt
Organism: Exophiala oligosperma
Lineage: Eukaryota; Fungi; Ascomycota; Eurotiomycetes; Chaetothyriales; Herpotrichiellaceae
Exons: 2
Coding region: 298-2517 (739 amino acids)
Molecular function (GO): protein binding
Source: RefSeq, a predicted model, not a curated record